Messenger RNA from Varanus komodoensis (Komodo dragon), 4790 nucleotides. It is a transcript of the gene NRXN1, whose product is annotated as neurexin 1. NCBI's taxonomy places the organism in Eukaryota, Metazoa, Chordata, Lepidosauria, Squamata, Varanidae. The record is from RefSeq and is a predicted model, not a curated record.
AUGGGCCCUGUCCUCCUCAGGCGCGGGGGAUGCCUCCUUCUCUGGAUGGCGCUGCUCCUGGGGUGCUGGGCUGAGCUCGGGAGCGGCCUGGAGUUCCCGGGGGCAGAGGGCCAGUGGACCCGGUUCCCCAAAUGGAAUGCCUGCUGCGAGAGCGAGAUGAGCUUCAACAUGAAGACGCGCAGCUCCAGUGGGCUGGUCCUGUACUUCGACGAUGAGGGGUUCUGUGACUUCUUGGAGUUAAUCCUGACCAGGGGGGGGCGGCUCCAGCUGAGCUUCUCCAUCUUCUGCGCCGAGCCCGCCGUCCUACUCUCUGACAUGGCCGUCAACGACAACCUGUGGCACACGGUAGUCAUCCGCCGCAAUUUUAAGAACACGACGCUGCUCAUCGACCAGGCGGAGGCCAAGUGGGUCGAGGUGAAAUCUAAGCGGCGGGACAUGACGGUGUUCAGUGGCCUCUUUCUAGGAGGGCUGCCUCCUGAGCUUCGCUCACCUACCCUAAAAGUAACGCUCUCAUUGGUGAAGGAUCGGGAGCCCUUCAAGGGAUGGAUAACUGAUGUAAGGGUGAACUAUACACAGUCCUCACCUGUGGAGAGUCAGGAAGUGCGGCUGGACGAUGAACAGAGUCACCUGUGUGCCAGAGAUGACGUCUGUCUCAAUGGUGGCAUUUGUUCUGUACUCAACGACCAAGCCGUGUGCGACUGCUCCCAAACGGGCUUCCACGGGAAGGACUGCAGUGAAGGUCUGGCGCACUUGAUGAUGGGCGACCAAGGAAAGGAAGAAUACAUCGCAACAUUCAAAGGGUCAGAGUAUUUCUGCUACGACUUGUCUCAGAACCCAAUCCAGAGCAGCAGCGACGAAAUCACGCUGUCUUUCAAAACCCUUCAAAGGAAUGGACUGAUGCUCCACACUGGAAAAUCAGCCGAUUAUGUCAACCUUGCCCUGAAAAAUGGAGCUGUUUCCUUAGUUAUUAAUUUGGGCUCAGGGGCCUUUGAAGCGCUGGUGGAACCUGUGAAUGGGAAAUUUAAUGACAAUGCCUGGCAUGAUGUGAAAGUAACCAGGAAUCUGCGUCAGGUGACAAUAUCAGUGGAUGGGAUUCUGACCACGACGGGCUACACGCAAGAAGACUACACCAUGUUGGGUUCCGAUGACUUUUUCUAUGUCGGAGGCAGCCCCAGCACGGCAGACUUGCCAGGGUCACCAGUCAGUAACAACUUCAUGGGCUGUCUCAAAGAGGUUGUGUAUAAGAACAACGAUGUAAGACUGGAAUUGUCUCGACUCGCCAAACAAGGAGAUCCUAAGAUGAAGAUCCACGGUAUUGUAGCAUUUAAGUGUGAAAAUGUGGCGACCUUAGAUCCAAUCACCUUUGAAACGCCAGAAUCUUUCAUCUCCUUGCCAAAGUGGAAUGCCAAGAAAACAGGAUCAAUAUCAUUUGACUUUCGUACUACUGAGCCAAAUGGGCUGAUCCUUUUCAGCCAUGGCAAACCACGACAUCAGAAAGAUGCCAAGCACCCACAAAUGGUGAAAGUGGACUUCUUUGCUAUUGAGAUGCUUGACGGACAUCUCUACCUCCUGCUAGACAUGGGAUCUGGUACAAUUAAAAUAAGAGCUUUGCAAAAGAAGGUGAAUGAUGGAGAAUGGUACCAUGUGGACUUCCAGAGAGAUGGACGGUCAGGUACUAUUUCUGUCAACACGAUGCGUACUCCUUACACAGCACCUGGAGAGAGUGAGAUCUUGGACCUAGACGAUGACUUGUACCUUGGAGGUUUGCCCGAAAAUAAAGCCGGCCUGGUCUUCCCGACAGAGGUCUGGACAGCACUGCUCAAUUACGGCUAUGUGGGCUGCAUUCGGGACCUCUUCAUCGAUGGCCAAAGCAAAGAUAUUCGCCAAAUGGCGGAAAUCCAGAGCACCUCAGGUGUGAAGCCCUCGUGUUCAAGGGAGACGGCAAAGCCAUGCUUGAGCAAUCCUUGCAAAAACAACGGCGGAUGCAGGGAUGGCUGGAACAGAUACGUCUGUGAUUGUUCUGGUACAGGCUACCUUGGAAGAUCAUGUGAGAGAGAGGCAACUGUUUUGAGCUACGAUGGAAGCAUGUUUAUGAAAAUACAGCUCCCUGUGGUGAUGCACACAGAAGCGGAAGAUGUGUCCUUGCGGUUCAGAUCACAGCGAGCCUACGGCAUUCUGAUGGCCACCACUUCGAGGGAAUCAGCAGACACACUGCGCUUGGAGCUGGAUGCAGGACGAGUUAAGCUAACAGUCAACCUAGACUGUAUCAGGAUUAACUGUAAUUCCAGCAAAGGUCCAGAAACCCUUUUUGCUGGCUAUAACCUCAAUGACAAUGAAUGGCACACGGUACGUGUGGUUCGAAGAGGAAAAAGUUUAAAGUUAAUGGUGGAUGACCAACAAGCCAUGACAGGUCAAAUGGCCGGGGAUCACACCAGACUGGAGUUCCACAACAUAGAGACGGGAAUCAUAACGGAACGCCGUUACUUGUCCUCUGUCCCUUCCAACUUCAUUGGCCACCUGCAGAGCCUCACUUUCAAUGGCAUGGCAUACAUAGACUUGUGUAAAAAUGGGGACAUUGAUUACUGCGAACUAAAUGCCCGGUUUGGCUUCAGAAACAUCAUCGCUGAUCCGGUCACCUUUAAGACGAAAGCCAGCUAUGUUGCCCUUGCCACGUUGCAAGCUUACACCUCCAUGCACCUGUUUUUCCAGUUCAAAACAACAUCAUUGGAUGGGCUAAUACUCUACAACAGUGGGGACGGGAAUGACUUUAUCGUGGUCGAGUUAGUGAAAGGGUAUUUACAUUAUGUCUUUGAUCUGGGAAACGGUGCAAACCUUAUCAAGGGAAGUUCCAAUAAACCGCUGAAUGACAACCAGUGGCACAACGUGAUGAUUUCACGGGACACCAAUAACCUCCAUACAGUGAAGAUCGACACAAAAAUUACAACCCAGAGCACGGCAGGAGCAAGAAACCUAGAUCUCAAAAGUGACUUGUACAUUGGAGGGGUAGCAAAGGAAACCUACAAAUCCUUACCUAAAUUGGUCCAUGCAAAGGAAGGAUUUCAGGGAUGCCUUGCCUCAGUGGAUCUGAACGGGCGGCUUCCAGAUUUGAUCUCAGAUGCUCUGUUUUGCAAUGGACAGAUAGAACGAGGAUGUGAAGGGCCCAGCACAACGUGCCAAGAGGACUCAUGUGCGAAUCAAGGAGUCUGCUUGCAGCAAUGGGACGGCUUCAGCUGUGACUGUAGCAUGACCUCUUUUAGCGGAACGCUGUGCAACGACCCGGGAACAACGUACAUAUUUAGCAAAGGUGGUGGACAGAUCACAUAUACCUGGCCCCCCAACGAUCGCCCCAGCACGCGAGCAGACAGACUGGCAAUAGGGUUUAGCACCGUCCAGAAAGAAGCAGUCUUGGUGCGUGUGGACAGCUCUACUGGGCUCGGCGAUUACCUAGAGCUGCAUAUCCACCAAGGAAAAAUUGGAGUUAAAUUUAAUGUUGGAACGGAUGAUAUCGCAAUUGAAGAGGUCAACGCAAUCAUUAACGAUGGGAAAUACCAUAUAGUACGUUUUACAAGGAGUGGCGGCAAUGCCACGUUACAGGUGGACAACUGGCCAGUUAUAGAACGCUACCCAGCAGGAAACAAUGAUAACGAGCGCCUGGCGAUUGCUAGACAGCGAAUUCCAUAUCGGCUUGGUCGAGUAGUUGAUGAAUGGCUACUCGACAAAGGGCGUCAGCUCACAAUCUUCAAUAGCCAAGCGACGAUAAAAAUUGGAGGAAAGGAACGGGGUCACCCAUUUCAGGGCCAGCUCUCUGGACUCUACUACAAUGGCUUGAAGGUCCUGAACAUGGCCGCCGAGAAUGAUGCCAACAUCGUGAUAGAGGGGAAUGUGAGACUCGUUGGUGAAGUGCCUUCCUCUAUGACAACAGAGUCAACCGCCACUGCAAUGCAGUCAGAGAUGUCCACCUCGGUCAUGGAAACCACGACCACGCUGGCUACAAGCACAGCUAGAAGAGGGAAGCCACCUACAAAAGAGCCCAUUGGUCAGACCACAGAUGAUAUCCUGGUGGCCUCAGCUGAAUGUCCCAGCGAUGAUGAGGACAUCGAUCCCUGUGAGCCGAGCUCAGCCAGUCCGACCAAACCCGGACGGGGAGGCUACCCGAGUUCCGAUGAGGUGGUUCGGGAAUCCAGCAGCACCACUGGAAUGGUGGUUGGGAUCGUUGCGGCGGCUGCACUGUGCAUUCUAAUCCUCCUCUAUGCCAUGUACAAGUACAGAAACCGGGAUGAAGGCUCCUAUCACGUGGACGAGAGUCGAAACUACAUCAGUAACUCGGCACAGUCCAAUGGGGCUGUGAUUAAGGAAAAGCAACCCAACAGCUCCAAAAGCUCCAACAAAAAUAAGAAAAACAAGGAUAAGGAGUACUAUGUCUGAUCGCGAAGCCGAAAAGAACAAUUGUAUAGAAAUAGUCUUCAUUUUAUCUGAGACAUAAAACAAAACUUAUUUACUUUACUUUUUAUGAAGCACAUACGAUGUUUAAAAAAAUGGGAAAAGAACACAGGGAAUGCAAUCAGAAAGGAAAGACUUUUUUAAAAAAAAAAAGAAAACAAAGGAAAGAAAAAAACAAAAUAAGCUUUUCAUACUCUUGUUUCGCCAAAACAGGAGUCAAUAAAUCCCCUUACAUCUACAGUGUUUUCCUUUACUCUGUUGUCUUUAUGUUGCUGGAAUGUUACUGAGGACAAUGUUGUACACUCAUAAGACAAAGAGUAUUACGACAAAAGCAUCACCCAGCACAACAC